Molecule: messenger RNA, 1065 nt
Organism: Penicillium argentinense
Lineage: Eukaryota; Fungi; Ascomycota; Eurotiomycetes; Eurotiales; Aspergillaceae
Exons: 3
Coding region: 1-1065 (354 amino acids)
Molecular function (GO): oxidoreductase activity, acting on the CH-OH group of donors, NAD or NADP as acceptor
Source: RefSeq, a predicted model, not a curated record
AUGUCCGCACCGAAGGUCAUAAAGACGAGCUCCACUCUGCCAGACUCCUCUCCGCAAAGACCCUGGUCCCACCAUCUGACCCUGGACACGCUCUACCGCGUCCUCCAACGAACGCUCCUCUCCCCCUUCCUCGCGUGGCUCGUCGUCCUCUGCCUCCGCGCCCAAGUGACACCGCCCACUGACCCAGCCUUCUUGAUCACGGUCGCAUAUGCUGUCUUUCUAUCUGUGCUCUUCGUCGCGCAGACGAUUAACCAUCGCGUUGCGUAUGGUGUCCCGCGGACAGUGGACUCGGAUCGAGAGGUGGUGCUGAUUACCGGGGGUGCGGUGGCUGUGUUGGAUAUAAAGGAGUUUGGUGGGAUCGGGGAGCAGGAGGGUCUGUUCGGGGAGGGGGUAUGUUAUUACCAGUGUGAUGUUGGGGAUAGGGCGGCUUUGGAGAGUGCUAAACUUGAGAUUGAGAAAGAGCUUGGCACCCCGACUAUCAUUAUCAAUUGCGCUGCGGCAAGAAUCAACGGUGACAGGCUCUUGAACCUCAAGGCGGAUGCAUUUGAGAAAACAGUGCGCACCAAUCUUAUGGCUGCGUUCCAUCUCUAUCAAGUCUUCCUGUCGGGUAUAAUAACGAAGGGUGAGAAUGGUGGCACCAUUGUCACCAUUAGCUCGGUUUUAGGCCAAUUAACCCCAGCGGGCUUAACCGACUACUCGGCCAGUAAGGCAGGGCUCAGCGCACUGCACCGAACAAUGGAAGCGGAGCUCCGCGAGCAUGAGCAGAUAAAGAUGUUGCUUGUCGAAACGGGGCAGAUGGCCACACCGCUGUUUGACUGGGUCCCCACACCGAGCCAUUUCUUUGCACCAGUGUUGGAACCUGUGGAAGUGGCCCGUGAAAUCGUUGCAGCAAUUGAUAGCGGCCAUGGUGGCGUACUCCGAUUGCCAGCAUUUGCGAAACUGGUCAAUUUGUACGCUAUCUUGCCAGCCGCGAUUCAGCGGAUAGCUCGAUAUGUGAGCGGCAUUGACAAUGCCGUGGCUUCGGGAGACCGUAAUGGCCACGAAGCUAUGAAGAAGGACAAUUGA